Castor canadensis (American beaver) is the source of this 1239-nucleotide messenger RNA. The record is from RefSeq and is a predicted model, not a curated record. Lineage: Eukaryota; Metazoa; Chordata; Mammalia; Rodentia; Castoridae.
UAGAAGAGUCAGCAAUGAUGGGAGUAAGUGGUUAUGUGGAGUAUCUCCGAGAACAGGAAGUAUCUGAGCGGUGGUUCCGGUACAACCCCCGUCUCACUUGUAUCUAUUGUGCCAAAUCUUUCAAUCAAAAGGGGAGUCUGGACCGCCACAUGCGCUUGCAUAUGGGGAUCACACCAUUUGUCUGCCGCAUGUGUGGCAAGAAGUAUACUCGUAAAGAUCAGCUAGAGUAUCAUAUCCGCAAGCACACAGGCAAUAAGCCCUUUCACUGUCAUGUUUGUGGCAAAAGUUUCCCCUUCCAGGCCAUCUUGAAUCAGCACUUUCGCAAAAACCACCCUGGCUGUAUACCUCUGGAGGGGCCACACAGCAUCUCUCCUGAAACAACUGUUACAUCUCGAGGACAAGCUGAAGAAGGGUCACCUUCACAGGAAGAGACGGUUGCUCCUGGAGAAACCACCCAGGGCUCUGUGUCCACCACUGGGCCAGAUUGAAACAUUGAGGGGGAGGGGGCAAACCCUCUUCCCCUUUGGGCAGUAAGCAGCCCACAUUGGGGCCAUGGGCUGGUACUUAGAUUCAUAAAAUACCACAUCACUAAACCUGAAGAUACUCCCAAGAUGUUGCCAAACUAGAGGAUCAACAACAUACAUAAAUGCACUAAAGGAUCUUCCCUCCUCCUUCCCACCUCACACUUUGAAAAAUUAUCAAGCAAAUCAACUUUCUAAUUCAGGGAUCAACAGCCUUGGUUUGUUAACUUUAUAAGGAAAAAAACCUUUUUUUAACAAAACUGAUAAAUCGUCAUUUAUCUACCAGUCAUGUUUGAACAGUGUACUUUGGUCCAUAUCAUCUUGGCUGUUAUUGCCCAGAUCUAAAAAGUGCAACAGGAGCCUUGACCAUCUAAGCAGCCAACCACAAGAGAGGAGGUAGUCAUGAUGAGGAGGAGGAGGAAUCACUCCUUGUCCUUCCCUGCCAGACAUGCACUUUCACAUUUCAAGAAGAAAAAAACCGAAUGAAUACUGGUGGUUCUUGUUAUUCUGAAAGGUUAGACUUUAUCUUUGCCCUGACUAGGCAUCUAAUACUUUGCCUGAUUGUUUCAUGUCAUCAGCUAUCUUUUCUAGUGGGCAGCAUCACCUGAAGCACUUUAGGCAAGUAGAAGUGAAAUGAGCAGCAAAGUGUUUGCAGUAGGAACUGCUACAUUUGGGGGCUUGAGUGUUGUACUAAGUAAGGAAGAGAGGAGCAGGGAAG